Molecule: messenger RNA, 9353 nt
Organism: Paramisgurnus dabryanus
Lineage: Eukaryota; Metazoa; Chordata; Actinopteri; Cypriniformes; Cobitidae
Gene: insrb
Product: insulin receptor b
Biological process (GO): glucose homeostasis; positive regulation of kinase activity; cell surface receptor protein tyrosine kinase signaling pathway
Cellular component (GO): plasma membrane; insulin receptor complex; axon
Molecular function (GO): ATP binding; insulin receptor substrate binding; insulin receptor activity
Source: RefSeq, a predicted model, not a curated record
ACUGGCAGUACUUGUUUACUGGUGGAGGUACACAGGGAAAGACGAGAGGGGGAAAACCAUACCGACGACAACACGACUGAAGUUUUCCCACUUUCCGCGCAUUUCCACGCCAAUUCCCACAGCUAAACCGCACAUCGAGCCCUUGUGGACUGAACUGACGGCUUUUACGGACAGUCCAGACGCGCGCUGCACGCAAGUCUGUUGAUUAACGUGGAAGAUUAACGCAACGCGGCCGAGACGCGCGUACGCUCGCACACUUUGGGAGCAUUGUGCUGGGAGCAGAGGCUUUUGGGGAAUAUCAAUAUCUCUUUUUUUGCGUUGGAGACUUUGAAAAUACACGAAAGUGUGUGGAUAUUUAAUUUUGCGUGUCGUGUGAAUGCCGAAACCCAGAUAUCGGAUUUUGAUGCGCGCAUGUGUUUAUGGAGAUGUCCAUUUUACGACGCGUCUUGAAGGCUGAGCUGUCUCCAAGAUAGACACAUUUGGCAGCGCGUGAAACGACCUGUGGAAUAAGGCUUGUUUAUUUGCACCUGUUCCGGGGGGGCAUUACGAAUUUGACACAUUUGUGAAGUUUUUGUCUAUUGGGAAACACGUUGCGCUUUUCUGUGAGCAGUGGGAAUAUUUAUUAUUAUUUAUUUUUAGUUUUUUCCAGGAUACCCACACUGGGAGUUCAUAUUGGUAUUUCUUUUUCCACAAUUAUUUCCAGACUGGUACCUCUUCAAAUCUGAGGUAUGAAAAAAAUCAGGUGCUGUACCAUUUCUUCAAUUUUUUUAUGUUUCAUCUACUGAACGUUAAAGGAUGAUGCAUCGCAACAAUCGUUCAACAUGAUUCCUAUUCGUUUAUUUUUCACCCGGGUUCAAGAUCAUGUUAUUUAAUAGUGAAUUCACCCAUGCUGUGUAGUACGCACUACUAGUACGACUGGACAUUAUCUUGAACUGAAGCACGCUGGACCCCCGAGUCCCUUCUUAGGGGGUCUCAUUUAAGUUGUUCCUCAGACUGAGACGGUUUUGGGAGUUAUAUUUACUAGUUUAUCUGCUCUACAACGAUUUUGAACACACCAGAGGUGGAUCUGAUUUCCCAGGGAAACUAAAACGUGUCGCGAGGCAUAAUGCGGCUGGACGCCAGUGUGGUUGUUUUGGUCACGUUCAUCUACGUUGCGUGCCACUGCGGAUCAUUAAAUGGAGAAAUUUGCCCCAGCACGGACAUCCGCAACAGCGCAAGCAACCUGCGUGUUCUCGAGAACUGCACGGUUAUCGAGGGCCACCUGAAAAUCCUGCUCAUGUUCAAGACCAGACUGGAGGACUUCCGUGGCCUGAGCUUCCCGAAACUCGUCAUGAUCACGGACUACCUGCUCCUAUUCCGCGUCUAUGGCCUGGAAAGUCUCUCCGACCUCUUCCCCAACCUCACCGUCAUCCGCGGCAACAACCUCUUCUUUAACUACGGCCUCGUCAUGUUCGAAAUGCUCCAGCUGAAAGAGAUCGGCCUUCACAGCCUGACCAACAUCACGCGGGGGGCCGUGCGCAUCGAGAAGAACCCGGACCUCUGUUACCUUGCCACCCUCGACUGGUCGAAAAUUUUGGACUCGGUGGAGGACAACUACAUCGUGGCCAACAAGGACGAUCGCGAGUGCGGAGAUGUUUGUCCUGGUACCGUCACCGGCAUGACAACCUGUAUGCAGACCACCAUUAACGGGAAUUUCGGCGAUCGCUGCUGGAACCAGGAUUAUUGCCAGAAAAUGUGCCCUUCCGAAUGCAAGCACGGCGCCUGUACACCCCACAAGGAGUGCUGUCACGAACAGUGUUUGGGCGGCUGCUCCGCUCCAGGGAACGCAACCAAAUGCGUGGCCUGUCGAAAAUUCCUGUUGGGAGACACUUGCGUUGAGCACUGUCCGCUAGGCUACUACACCUUCAAGGGAUGGCGCUGCGUGUCCUUUAAAUUCUGCCAGGACCUUCACAAUCAGUGCAAGGCCAAGAGUGGCGAUUGCCAUGAGUAUGUCAUUCACAACGGAGCCUGUUUGCCAGAAUGCCCGUCUGGAUACACCACCAUGAAUUCUACCACGCUGAAUUGUAGGCCGUGUGCAGGACGCUGUCCCAAACUGUGCACAGGAUUGAAGACGGUGGACUCAGUCACCGCUGCGCAAGCUCUGCGUGGGUGCACGGUGCUCAAUGGGAGUCUGAUCAUCAAAAUCCGUGGAGGAAAUAAUAUUGCUUCCGAGCUGGAGUCCAGUUUGGGUCAACUGGAGGAGAUCACGGGCUACCUGAGUAUCCGCAGGGCGCAUGCCCUCGUCUCGCUUUCCUUUCUCCGCAAGCUUCGCGUUAUUCGCGGCGAAACCCUGGAACUUGGGAACUUUUCCUUCUACGCCCUGGACAACCCGAACCUGAGACAACUUUGGGACUGGUCCAAACACAACCUGACCAUCACUCAUGGCCGGAUGUUUUUCCUCCACAACUCUAAGCUCUGCAAAUCUGAGAUCCUCAGAAUGGAAGAGGUCACCGGGACCAAGGACAGGAGACCCAAAAACGAUAUCAACAUCCCUACUAAUGGAGACCAGGCAUUUUGUGAAAAUCAAGUCCUCCGGUUUAGUCAGAUCCGCACAACUCACAACAUGAUCUACAUAAGGUGGGAGGCAUUCUGGCCACCAGAUUUCAGAGAUCUGCUGGGAUUCAUGGUCUUUUAUAAGGAAGCGCCUUUUAGGAACGUGACCGAAUAUGACGGACAGGAUGCUUGUGGAUCUAACAGCUGGGCAAUUGCCGAUGUGGAGCCUCCUCUACGCGGCGCUGAGAGCAACGGCAUGAGAGAGCCGGCCUAUCUCAUCAUGCCCCUCAAACCCUGGACCCAGUAUGCCAUCAUGGUCAAAACGCAGCUCGCCGCCUCCGACGACCACCAGGUCCGCGGGGCCAAGAGCAACAUCAUCUACGUCCGCACCAAUGCAACCAAACCCUCGAUACCUCUGGACCCCAACUCCUUCUCCAACUCCUCCACGCAGAUCAUUCUCAAGUGGAAGCCGCCCUCCGAUCCCAACGGAAACAUCUCCCACUACCUGGUCUCCUGCCAGAAAAAGGAAGAAAACACCGAGCUCCUGGACUACUGCCAAAAAGGGAUGAAAGUUCCAUCCCGCACGCCAACCCGCUACGGCAGUGAGGAGGAAGAAAAGUGGAAUAAAACCGACAUGCCCGGCCAGACUGGUCCAUGCUGUACCUGCCCCAAAACGGAGACCCAGCUGAAGAAAGAAGCUGAGGAGUCAGAAUUUCGCAAGACGUUCGAGAACUACCUCCACAAUGAAGUCUUUGAACCCAAACCCAGCCGGCGACGUCGCUCGGUGGGCGUGGCCAAUGCCACCGUACCGAACUUUCAGAUAACGCCUACCAGCCUUUUCGACAUUACCCCUACUCCGACCACGGGAGGCAAAAUCAGGAGGUUGGUCAGUGCCAAAGAGGCCACCGUCAUCUCCAACCUGCUUCACUUUACCAACUACAACAUUGAGAUCCAAGCUUGCAACCAUCCCACGGAUCAGAGCCGCUGUAGCUCGGCUACAUACGUCAGCGCUCACACUUUGCCUGAAGCAAAAGCAGAUGACAUCGUUGAACCGGUGACACACGAAAUGCUUCCAGAUGAACCGGAGUUUGUGCAUAUCAAAUGGCAGGAACCGAAAGCGCCCAAUGGAAUGAUCAUACUGUACGAAGUCAAGUAUCUCAGGAUGUCCGAUAACUACGAGGAUCAAAUAUGCGUGUCGAGAAUCAAUUAUGAGAAGCACCAGGGAUGUCGAUUAAGAGUGGGGUAUCCUGGGAAUUAUAGUGUAAGAAUCCGCGCUACCUCGCUGGCCGGCAACGGCUCCUGGACCGAACCAACAUACUUCUUCAUUCCAGACAGGGAAAUGAACAUGAAAAUCAUCAUCGGUCCUGUCAUCUGUAUCCUCGUACUGCUGAUUCUGGCCUUAACAGUCGUCUUUGUUCUUAGGAAGAAGCAAACUGAAGGACCGACUGGACCUUUGAUUGCAUCCUCGAAUCCAGAGUACUUAAGUGCAAAUGAUGUUUAUAUUCCAGACGAAUGGGAGGUGCCCCGGGAGAUGAUCAACGUUCUUCGAGAACUCGGUCAAGGAUCUUUCGGGAUGGUUUACGAAGGCAUCGCCAAGGACAUCAUAAAGGGCGAAUCCGAGACGCGAGUGGCCGUGAAAACCGUCAACGAGUCGGCGAGCCUGCGCGAGAGGAUCGAGUUCCUCAACGAAGCGUCUGUCAUGAAAGCUUUUAGUUGUCAUCAUGUGGUUCGUUUGUUAGGCGUGGUUUCUAAAGGACAGCCGACAUUGGUUGUGAUGGAACUGAUGACCCACGGAGAUCUGAAGAGCUACUUGCGCAACCUCAGACCUGAUGCUGAGAAUAACCCAGGUCGUCCACCACCUACCUUGAAGGAGAUGUUUCAGAUGUCAGCGGAGAUAGCAGAUGGCAUGGCUUACCUCAACGCUAAAAAGUUUGUGCACAGAGACCUGGCAGCCAGAAACUGCAUGGUGGCCGAAGAUUACACGGUGAAAAUAGGAGAUUUUGGUAUGACCCGAGACAUCUACGAGACCGAUUACUAUCGUAAGGGUGGCAAGGGGCUUCUACCCGUCAGAUGGAUGGCGCCAGAGUCGCUUAAAGACGGCGUUUUCACCGCACACUCAGACUGCUGGUCUUUUGGAGUGGUAUUAUGGGAAAUCAACACGCUUGCCGAGCAGCCUUACCAGGGACUGUCCAACGAGCAGGUCCUUAAAUUCGUCAUGGACGGAGGAUACUUGGACAGGCCGGACAACUGCCCAGAGAGGAUGCACAACCUCAUGCAGAUGUGUUGGCAGUACAACCCCAAGAUGCGGCCCACCUUCCAAGAAAUCAUCGAGAUGAUGAAGGACGACCUGCAUCCGAGCUUCCAAGAGGUCUCCUUCUUCUACAGCGAGGAGAACAAACCGCCGGAGAGCGAGGAUUUCGACAUGGACUUCGAGAACAUGGAGAGCAUUCCACUGGACCCUUCAUCGUGCUCCCAAAGAGAGGAAAGCCUUAGCAGUAGAGACAACGGGCCAUCCGUGGGCCUACGGGGCAAUUACGAGGAGCAUGUGCCCUAUACGCAUAUGAACGGUGGAAAAAACGGGCGAAUAUUGUCUUUGCCCCGAUCGAGUCCGUCCUAACGUUUAGCCUUUUCUUUCGUUUUUAAAAAGGACGAUUUAUUUUUGCAGAGGCCCUCAAAGAAAUAAACGAUACGAAUCUCAGGUCUUUUUUGUUGUCGUUACCUUCUCGUCAGUACACUUGCAUGGUUACGAGGAUGCAGACUUUUCCCCCGUCAGAAACGCUUUCCGACUUAACACUUUUACGCCAAGUUUCCAAGACGGCUUGGUGUGGGGGGAAAUUGAAACUGUGAACGUGACUAAAUCAACCAGAAAGCUGCUUCGGCUACAUCACCUCAAUCAACUUCCUUUUCCCUUGGAUGCUUAUUUCCUGUUCCUGUUUUUUUGAUGGAAAUCUUUUAAAAUAGUGGCCUUUUGUUACGUGGCCUAUGAACACAUAAAGGAGUCUAUUAAUGCGUGAUCAUUUCACAAGAACAAUGACUUCAUUGUGGAACUGUACGAUGGCAUAUAUUCUUUUAGAACAAACAUUUGUUUUCAUUGGGGAAUUAUUUUGUCCUGACUUCACCCGGAUGUUAUUUGCGUACUGGUGAAAGAGGUUUAAUUUAUUUGCGUUAUGUUUGAUUUUAACUUUUCUUUGAGCUUUUUACUCCUGUGUCCUUUAUGCCGGCUGAAGGAUAUUUAACAGUUACGAAUCGGACGGGAUUUCUUCAGACUGACCAAUAGCUGCUGCUGCUGCAUAUAUAGUGGGUAUUAAAUAUAUACACACACAAAUUUAUAUAUAUAUAUAUCUAUAUAAAAUAUUGAUUGGUAUUAUCAGUAUUUUAAACGUUCACGACAUCUGAACUUUUGUACAUAAUUCUAUUGUCUUUUUCUAAUGUUUUUCAUCAGAGGCUUUGAUUAUAUGAUAUUUUUUGCAAAUUGUGUCUCUUUUUUGAAAAUGCGUUGUUUUUUUAUGUCUAACCAAAAAGAAAAGUGCAUUAUCGCGCAAGUCGACUUGCGGCGAUAUUCCGACAUACAUAGGGGGAGCAUUUUUGGUUUGGUUUUGGUGGGAACGUUUAAAUUCAAAAUUUGAAAUUUAACAAAAAUAAAUAUAAAAUUUACGCUAAUUAGUUUUUUCCGAUUAAAAUUCAGGUUAGCCCGGAAUUUUAUCCUUAGAAUUCUGUCUGGUGUAGUAGCGAAAGUUUUGGGAAUGAAGUUAGUGGGACAAAAAAGUUAAUCUUGGCCCCAUUUGGCGGUUAACCUGGAUUUUUAGGCGUAAAAAUUAAAGUUCGCCUCUGAGGAAUGCUAAUUUGUUAGUUGUUAACAGAAAGUAAAUUCGCAUUCUUUAGUUGCACCUAUAACGGAGAAAACAAAUGGAAUGUGCGUUUACUUUUAAAUAUUGGAUGACAUUUUAAACAAAUCACUCAAUAGCUUAAACAUCUAGUCUCGAGUACUUGUUAAGUGUAGUUUGCAUUGUUUAUUGUCGGUUAUUUUCGCCUCUAUUGCAAAUGGCCUUACUAUGCUUUAGUUCUGAAUAAGGGAAAUCAUAAAAGAAGACCAGGACGUAAACUAUAUUUUCAACUUUUCCUCUAAAUCCCCUUCACUAAACGGAGGAAGCACUGUUAAUCUUCACAGCUGAUUUCUAAUUUAUCCACUUCGUGCCUUCUCUGAUGGCAAAAUAUGGAUUACGUUUUUACUGGACUCUCUUGAUCGUCAUCCAAAAAUGUGCACAUUUCAUGUAUGUGCGUGUUUGUGUUCAUGUAUGUAGGUAUGUAUGUAUAUUUAUUUGUGGUGGUUGCGAGGGAAACGAGACGAAACAAGGAUAAAAUCUCUGCUUUUCGGAUUUUGGACGUUUUCGCCAUUUUCACUUUUUGUUUCUCGACUUGAAAUGCUCUCAAGACGUUAUUGCGGUAACAUGGUAAAAAUGUUCCUUUUCUCUGUCUUACCAGAUUUGCUUUGGGUGUGUACAUAUCAGAAAGAUUAUAAAACUAGUACUACGUACAGUACACCACUACCAAGUGGGUUUUUUAUUUUGCUGUAGCAUUUAACAGACAUCUUUACAGUUUUUCCUACGUAACGUUCAAAAAGGCAGAUAUUGAUAUUUUAUUUAUUUUAUGAUCCUCGUAAUUAUGUAAAUCCCAGCUAGCUUUUAUUACAAUACUUUAAGGCGGGUAAAACGUUCGUCAUUUUAGGUGUUUAUUCUUUGAGACAGCUGGAUAGGUCGAACAUGCGGCAUGUUUAUUAGUGCUAAUAUCUUUCUGUUGGUUUUUGGACACAGUCUACCUCAAUAUGUUAGAAAUGUAUAAGAGCCGUGUUGCAUCUCUUUGUAGUUAUUACAGUUUCUCGGACCGAUUUGGUUCGUUUCGGGGCAAGCUGAACAGCGAAAAAAACACACCUGCAAUUCCCAAUUCGUCCACUAGUUUAAAAUUCUCACGAUUUCAAAAAAUGACGAAUAUUUUUAUUAUUUUAAUUUUCCCUUUGCUUUGGGAAGCUUUGAACCCAAAGAUUCACUUUGACAGGUCCUUUUUCGAGUCAGAGCCAGGUUAUUUGUUUAAAUAUAAUUUUAAGAUUAUCCCGUAGUAUUUCUAAAUAUGCCAAUAUUUAUUGCAUAGGAUGUGCUCACUGAUCAGGUAUUAUGAGGUAUUAUUUCCUCGACUUUACAAAAGCACUUAUUUAAAUUAUAAAAUUUAUCUUUAUUAAAGCCACUGUUGUCGGUAACACUCACGUCCUUGAUGUUUUCUCAUUUAUGCCGAAACAAAUUUUUGUAUUGUUGGGAAACGAAUGUUUUAAAUCGCCACUGAAUCAGUUUAUGACUCGAAAGCUCCCACAAAACCUCCUUUUAUCGGCUAUAUAGCCGUAGUGGACGUUAAACAUUUUUUUCUGAUUUGCUUUGUGGAUAUCUUACAGGAAAAAGGUCUGAUCUCUGUUGCCCCAAGUUCAAGGCUCAACUGCAGAAAAUCUAUUCACUGUUCCUUUGUGUUUGUUUGUUUGUUCCAAAUGUGAUUUUUGUCAAUGUUGUGUCUUUUAUUUCCCAUGUGCAUCUGUGUUUCUACUGUGAAUUUUUCUAUCAAUGCCAUAGUUAUAGUACACACAGACUUUAUCUGCCUCGUCUUUCAAAUGCAUCUUCUUCAUAGAUUUCUGGACAAUCCAAUGUGCCAUAGAAGAAAGUUAUUUCCUCAGGGGGGUAAAGUUUAGGGUUUAAUUUUUUUUUUGGAGGAACAUCAAUUUCCACCGCUAGCGUCUACAAAACCAAACAGAAACUGCUGAAACACAUUUGGAUGCAAGCUGUGCGUUUUAAAGCAUGUUGAAUCUUUCUUUUCGGGGAAUAGAUCGAAUGCCCCCUGGUGGACAACCAAUGCGUGUCUAUGGCUUUGAUCCAUAGUGCCUUGCACAAACCUUAGUAUCCUCCAAGCCAACAAACUUUCCCCAUUUUCAGAGUUAUAAACCAACCUGUUGUACAAAUGUGUUUUUCAAUAUAGAUACAGAUAAAGCAAACCUUAAAGGUUAACACAUCUUUUGCUCAGUUAUUACUGUAUUGGUGUAUGUGAAUGAUUUUCUUGUUCAUUUGUUUGUUUCCAUUUUCAAUUAAGCUGAACCUGCCUCUACUUUUUGCUCCGGCUUGUGUGCGCUCAACAAAUCGCCUAGGAUAGAUUCAAAUCCAAAACAAUUUUGGCAGCUCCCAAUGUAAAAAAAAAUAUAUAAAAAAUAUAAUUUUGAUAAAUACUGUUAUGCUUUCGCAUAAACCCAAGUGACGUAAAAACGAAAUCAGCGAGCUAGAAAACGGCAGGUUGAGCACAAGGCAUUGUAUGUAUUUUAUUGUUUUUAAAAGGAAAAAGUAUUACACUUAGAGAUAUUAAUUUCUAUUUUUUUAGUCGAAAUAGGGAGGGCAAAUUUAAUUACUUUUUUUGACUGUAAACUUUUACUAUUCAUGUACAUUACGGAUUUAACGUUAUCAAUGUAUAUAGUUUUCUUUUCAAUGAAAGUGUAAUGUCUUUUGUUCACGACGUUACGCUGUGAUUUAGAGAUAUAAAUGACAAUGAGUUUAUCGGAUGAGAACCGUUCGGCGUUUGACCUCAAACGUUCUUUGUACGAACUUUUGCAUUGUUGUUUUAUUUGUUCGUUUAUUUUUUUCAUGUACAACUACUUGUUUGCCAUCCAAGAAAUGAUUGCAUAUCAUUUGUCUGCAUUUUGUAUCUGUAAAUUGUCUUUGCUUUGUAUAAUGCGGAAAAUUGGCAAAUUCAUAAAGGUGACCGUUCAAAUAAACAAUUGUUUUUCAAUGUGAAAACCA